Acaulospora morrowiae is the source of this 2569-nucleotide messenger RNA. Lineage: Eukaryota; Fungi; Glomeromycota; Glomeromycetes; Diversisporales; Acaulosporaceae. The record is from the annotation of a GenBank genome assembly.
AUGAAUAACAAGACAUAUGGACACAUCGACAUGGAUGAGAUCAGGACACAAUAUUAUAAUACUCCAAACAUCACCGAAUUAAGAGCCGCUGUUAUUCGAGCAAGACUGGAGGCUUUUAAAAUGCUUAAGAUUUACAAAGAAUACGUUUUAAAUAAUGAUAAUGCAGAAAGAGUAGCGAGAUAUAAUGCCAAAUGGGAAAAAAGUAUGGAUAAAUUGAAAAGUCGUGUAGAUCAGAUGAAAAGACACGGUUCGACCUUUACUCUUUCGCGAGAUCUGGUAGACUGCAAACUUUCAGAAUUUUUCGAAAAGGAAAAAGCGAAAAUGGGUGUAUUUGAUAGUAUGAAUCCUUACACCAAAGAUGGUGUCGAACCAUCCAGUGCUUUACAGGAAACGCCUAUUGCUAAAGAAAGCUCGUUGAAUGUAAUGGAUCUGGAGGAUAUACACCAACAUUCACAAUCCUCUGUUCAUUUUGACGUUGAAAAUUCACCGGAACAACCUCAAAAAGAGAGGAGACAAAAAAAAACCAAAAAUAUUCUUGGACCCGUUAUCGUGAGCAAUAAAAAUAAUUACAAAAUUACACUUCCAUCGGGAAACCAAUUACCACUCAAGAAUUUUAUACAUAAAAAGACAAUAAUGCGCAGAUAUUGGCGGCCUUUGCCAUUUAAAAAACCGUCAUCUCGCACGAUUGGUCAUAACUAUUACGAAGUUUUGGAUAAUAUGUGGAAAGAAAGCAGUGAUGGAUGCAUAGAAUUGUUGGAUACUGAUCAAGAGGAUAAGGCAGUAAUAGUUAUUUCAAGCGAAGAUGAAGAUUCUGAGUUGGAAAGCUCACUGCCAUCGGUUUCCAAAAAAUUGAUUACCCGAAAAGAAAGUUCGCGACCGUCUAUGUCUAAAAAUUCAAAUCCACAAAUCGAAAGUUCUCAAGUCUACAAGCCUAUAAGGUCAAAUUCACGAAAUCAAGAUUUGCAAAAGUUACUAGUGCAAACACAAUCUAUUGCUGAUUCUGUAUUAAUUGAAAUAAACGCGUUUGACUUAGAAGCAAAUGAGUGUUUGGCACAAGCGUUAUUAGAACAAGAGCUGAAUAAGAAGUCGCUUUUUGAUCGGCGUAAUUAUAAACUUCAAAGGGCAAUCGAAAAAAAUAAGGAUUUGCGAGCUGAUUUACCAGAGGAUAUUGAUGAGACAGCCUUACUAAUGAAAUAUCUUGUGGAUAAAGAUUUAACCCUAGAUUCUGAUGAUGAAUCACCACAGCCCAAUGUUGGUCAGGGCGUUUCAUUAAAUCAAAAUCAUAUUCAGGUUGAUUCACAUAAACGAGAAGAAAUGAAAAAGAAAUUUACCCAGUUGAGAUCGUUUAACUUUAAAUGUGGUAGCGGUGAUGUUAAUGAGACGGCCCUUGAUUAUAGUAAUCCCGAGGAGCCAAAGAUAGCAAUCGCAUACAUUGCGAAUUCAGAUCCAAACUAUAAUUCCAUGGGGAAUUUGCAAUUUUGUGAUGUCUUAAACGGUUCAGUAUAUAACUUGUAUGGUCAUCUUGAAGAAGAUGCGAUAACCAAACAAGACCUAUGGACCACCGUAACCGAUGUGAAAUUUUCUCCUGAUGGAAAACUUCUUUUUUCUGCAUCAACUGAUUGCUCCAUAAAGAUAUGGAAAACUUGGGAUCAUCAGCAGAGUUUCCAAAGUCCCUUGAAUACAAAAGUAUGUAAAUCAAAGGUCCAUAGGAUUUCUGUUUCUCAAAGACCGGAACGUGGAUCACUGUACCAAAUUGCUUCGUGCGAAGAUUCAGGCAUGGUUCAAGUUCAUUCCAUCAGGAAAGAUAACUAUGGAGAAUAUGACACGACAUCGAUAGAAUGUUUUGAUGAAAAAUGGAAAAAUGAUGAUCUUCGAAGGGUAUCAAGCGACGUCGUAUUUGGCAUGGACAAUAAUGUAAUUUCAGGUUAUGUUGGAUCUCGAAUAAAUCGAAAAGGUGAAAUCAAAGUUUGGGACAUAAAAAGCAGAAAGAGAAUGUGCAAGAGUUCAAUUUCUAUUUCGAGUAGUGUCAGUUGUUUGGAUAUUUCUCAUGACGGACAAUGGGUGGCAUGUGGAACGACAGCUUGUGCAGGUGAAGUUGAAGGAGAUGGCAAAAUGCACAUGUGGGAUCUUAGAUCGAAAAAAACUAUUAUUGGAACUACAGAAGAAAAAGAUGCCAAUGUGAUAUCGAUAGCACCCAAUGAUCAAUAUGUUGCACUUGGCGGCAUAUCGAACACGGUUCAUGUCUUUGAUAGAAGAAAUAUGAAAAAAAGUCUUCAUUCGUUGGAACAUGAAGAUCCUAAUGACGGCCUACCACAUGAUGGUAUUAUGUCCUUGCAAUGGAUUCCAGAUAGUAGUAUUUUAUUAAGCGGUGGAAAUGAUUCUACUGUUCGUGUGUGGAAUGUCGAUGCAGCCGUUAACAACAGUCCUUUACUUUAUAAAUUUGAAAACCAUGAUAGUCCGGUUACUUCUAUUAGAAUUUCACCUGAUCUAAAUUUUAUGUUGGUUGGAGUGUCAACUGGAAAAGUUUACGUUUACACGACUAAUGAAACUUAUCUUAAACGUGGAAAUU